This is a messenger RNA of Phodopus roborovskii (desert hamster), 4952 nucleotides long. RefSeq names its product thioredoxin related transmembrane protein 4 (gene Tmx4). The record is from RefSeq and is a predicted model, not a curated record. The coding region runs from base 47 to 1063 and encodes 338 amino acids. The transcript is spliced from 8 exons. Lineage: Eukaryota; Metazoa; Chordata; Mammalia; Rodentia; Cricetidae.
CAGUGCUCCCUACCCCACUGAGCCGUGCUACCUCACGGGUGCCACCAUGACAGGCAGCUACUGUGUCUCGGUGCUCCUGGCCGCCUGGCUCGCGGCCGCAGCGGCGGAGAGUCUCGAGCAGGCCGCGCCGCCGGUGGAGGAGAGCCGGGUGCAGCCCAUGACCGCCUCCAACUGGACGCUAGUGAUGGAAGGCGAAUGGAUGCUGAAAUUUUAUGCCCCAUGGUGUCCAUCUUGCCAGCAGACUGAUUCUGAAUGGGAGACUUUUGCCAAGAAUGGUGAAACACUCCAGAUCAGUGUGGGAAAGGUGGAUGUCAUUCAAGAACCAGGUUUGAGUGGCCGCUUCUUUGUUACUACUCUCCCAGCAUUUUUUCAUGCAAAAGAUGGGAUAUUCCGCCGUUACCGUGGCCCAGGAAUCUAUGAAGACUUACAGAAUUACAUCUUAGAGAAGAAGUGGCAAUCAGUUGAGCCUCUAACUGGCUGGAAGUCCCCAGCUUCUCUAACGAUGUCUGGGAUGGCUGGUCUUUUUAGCAUCUCUGGCAAGAUUUGGCACCUUCACAACUAUUUCACAGUGACUCUUGGAAUUCCUGCCUGGUGUUCUUACAUCUUUUUCGUCAUUGCCACUUUGGUGUUUGGCCUGUUCAUGGGUCUGGUCCUAGUGGUGAUUUCAGAAUGCUUCUAUGUGCCACUUCCAAGAGCUUCAUCUGAACGUUCUGAGCAGGACCAGAGGCCAGAGGAGGUACAAGGAGCUGAUCAGCUGCAGGAUGCAGAGGAAGAUAAGGAUGACUCAAAUGAAGAAGAAAACAAAGACAGUCUUGUGGAUGAUGAGGAAGAGAAAGAGGACCUCGGCGAUGAGGACGAAGCAGAGGAAUACGAGGAAGAGGACAACCUGGCAGGCAGCAUGGAUGAGGAGAGAAGUGACGCUAAUGACCACGGAGUACUGCACGAGGGCAGUGUUUCCCCGGGGGACCUUGAGCCUGGUGAAGCUCACUCAGCUGACACACAGGAGUUGGCGGAAGACUCACUGAGGCAGCGGAAGAGUCAGCAUGCAGACAAGGGACCAUAGGUUUCAUGAUGCCAUUUCUACAAGUACAGGCCAGAAAAAUAUGUCUGCUUUUCUCUGGUUUGUAGAUUAAGCCAAAUCCUUAGUUUUUAUUUAUUGUUUUCCUGAAAGAGUGAUGUUCACUCUUAAAAAAUGAUCUCUCCUCCUGUGGUCACAUGGUAGUAAACCUCUGUGUCCUAAAGAGAGUCAGAGACAGCACUCAGCCACCAUGGUGUAAGGAUCUUUGUGGGAAUUUAGAUGGAGAACAAGUUGAUAUACCUGGGGGCCAAAGAGUCAACCAGAGGACCCCUCUCUAGUCCUCCAUAGCACCUUUAGAAAUGAGGCUGCUGGCCUAAAAAUAGUGAGAGCAAAGCCACGUUACUCCUGAGUAUCCUUGAAGUACAGGAAGAGUCUUCAUUGUUAAGCAUUUGUUUUUGUCAUGUAAGAAACACUGGGUACCACAUCCCCUCCAGACACUCUCUUGGGGCUAGAAAUUCUAGAGACCUAUCUGUAGAUACAACUUCAGAAAAAGAGGAAGGAGAAGAAGGAGAAGCAGCAGCAGCAGCUAGGGAGUCAUCUGAGCUCUCUUCGUCUCUGUUGUCUUUCAUUUCUUACCUUUAAUUUCUGUGACUUCUGCACUGUGGGACUGAGGAAUACCACAUUUCCUAACUGCUCUUUAGUGAGAGCAGCAGACAGCAGGAGUCUGUCUCCAUUACCCUUACUCGAUUUAAAGCUAUAGGUAAUCAAUCAUGGCUGAUGAGGCUAAAACUGCUAAGGAUCUCAAAGCACUGCUGUAAUCUUUGGCAGUUCAGAAGGUAGUAGGGGUUUCGUGGGACAGUUGUAAACAAACCACAGCUGGUUUUGGUCAGCCUGUAGUACUUCCAGGAUCACUUCUUCAAGGGUUCCUUUAGCCAUGUUCUUUGUUUUACUGAACUCCAAAGUGCUUUGUCUUGUUAAAGAAGGUUGUUCUGUGAAGCUGACUUCAGGUCUGUGUUGUUUAGUUUCUAUCUCAAGGGGUUCUUUACCUCUGGAGCCACUUUAAUAAUAACUGGAAAGCAUGCCUGCUUUUCUUUUAGUGAUGUGCUUUAGGUGAAAAUUGAUGAAAGUCCAUAUCAAGAGAUGAAAGGUGUGAUGUUUUUUCCAUCUUCCUUAAUCCUCUGGAGAACUGUAUUGUUACAAAUUUCUCCCUACUCAAUCUGGUAUCAGUAUCAAGGGAAACCAGAUUCUUUAAAAACAUCUCUAAUCUCCUCUCCUACCCUUUCAUUAUCUUUAGAAUAAAUUUAUAAAAUUAGAUUCUAGAUAUAUGAAAGAUGCAUAUACAUAAUGAGUUGAGUCAGAAUAAUGAGUACAGGUUUUUUAAGAAGGGAUGUGUAUUAUACCUCUCUGACUGUUUAUAUAACCCUUUCUCUGCAUUAGCUGCUAUCAGGAGGCUCAAAGGUGGUAGGUUCAGAAUCUGCCUUCCUGUACUGCAUGAGGCUGCUACAAACCUUGCACAAAGGCAAAUUUUAUUGUGACAAUCCAUUCUUUAUAAAUGUUUUUAUUUCAUCUUUGUAACUUUGUUAGCUGUCAACUCAAGGCUGAGGCCACCACAGAACUGAAGGGAGACCUUUCUGCCCUCCCUUGUUCCUGCCCUCCAACAUAUCUUGACUUAAAAAGCAGUGGUUCUGUGGUGGCUGUUAUCUUCCUGCUAGAGCUGAGAUUCAGCUUCUCUUCUACCCAUGCGUUUCCUUCCCUUGUAAUUAGAUGCAUGGAGUGCUCAAGGAAUAAAUUAAGCUCAGAGUAGUGGGCAAGGGAAGGCUCCCUGUCUCUGCUCUAUGUAGUACCCCUGCCUCCUCUAAAUUGAAGUACUGGGUUUGACUGCGAUGUUUGACUAGAGGGAAGGCUUGAAGAAUUAAUCUGCCUUGACUUUUAGAAAUGUUUCAAAAACAGUUUCUAAUUGGACUCUGAAUAGUACCUAAUGUACCAUGAGAUAAUAUAUUUCCUUUCUUAAUAAUACAUAUAAUAAAUAGGAGGAUGGGGAAAAAAGUCAAGAAGAGAGUCCAGUUCAGUAAAAUUAUAUUUAUCUAUAGGAGUCAUUUUUCCUAGCCUUUCCCCUUUUUAACAUCCUGGCAAAAAUUGGGUUUCUAGUAAAUAGUCAAUACUAUUUACUAGUCUAGUAAAUAGUAAGUACUAAUUUAAUUUCUUUCCAUUUGAAGCCUUUAGGUUUAUUUUCAAUAUUUAGUUGAUAUAAAAUUAAAGGAGAAAAGUCAACUGAAAAUUAGAUCAGUAUUUAAUAUACUUUAUUUUUGUGUACAUAGCAAACUUAAUGCAGAAGUGCAUGGAAACAUGAUUUUAUAAAACAAAACUAACCAUGCUUCUCCUCCACUGCCAUAUCUGCUAUUUAAUUGUAGAAUACUAUUUUCUGUAUGUUAUAAUUGUGCAAAUGAGAUAGUGAUAGUAGAACAGGAAUGUACAGUGCUUUGUGUACAGGUAGUUAGAGUAAGGUGCCUUGUUCUUUAUUGGAAUACCUGAAAAUUCCACUUACCUCUUUUUUAAAAUUUCUUUUACUGUUUGCCUCCUUAUCUGUGCUGAACCAUGCCAGAUUGCUUAGACUCUCAUGGAGGCAAUGCACAGGCAAUUUCACUUUCUUGUUGUUGUUAUUAUUGUGUUUUGAGGAUAAUCAUGAAACAGGUAAGGGGUGGCUCAUUCACUUCACAGCCAUUGAACUGCAUGGCAUUCAGUACAAUCUCAUUUGUACGUAGGAUCUGUACCUGUUAUCCAUAAUAACUAGUGCAAUAGAAGGUAAACAAGUUUGAGACAGAUCAGCUCUGGGCAAGUGAGAAAGGCUCAUAUUUACUUUUUAGGUCCAGUCCCCUGGCUGAUAAGAUAUUGUCACAUGGUUUGAGUGUAUGUAAGCUUGAAACAUCUGUUGGAGAUGAUUAAAAUGCUCGUUAAGGGGUAUCUACCAUGUGGUAGUUUGUAAGAUGGGAAAAAAUACAGUCCAGAGGGAAGUUUUAACGGACCGAAAAGGGUGAAUGAUAUUUCCACAUAAAAUCCUAAGCCUGAAGUGAGAGAAAGAGGGGAGAUUAGUGCUUCUUUGUUGAUGUGUACAGGUUUUCUGUGUUCUUUCUUGUAGUGUCCUGCUGCUAUUUCUGCCAGUAUUGUGAUUGACUAGCCUGUCAGAUCUGUCAGCUGUUUGCAAAGUGUAUGUGUAAGUCUUGUGCCAACAGGGAUUCUCCCAGGGUUGUGUCUUUCUUUACCUCAUUCUUGGACUUGGUCCUCUUGAGAUUGUAGCUUGUCUGACAGCAGCCAAGGUGGAGUCUGAUAGAAGCUGCUGGGUCGGUUCUUUGAGCAGCUACCCAAAGCAGGUAGUUCAACUGAGAAACCCUGGACAGCUCCAGCCUAGCACAUGGACCUCCGAGGCGUAUUUUCUAAAGUGUGUAGAUGGUGAUUCUGUUCCCAUGUGGCUCUGACUUAUUUCUUAUGUGGUUGAAUUAAAAUUCAAAUAAAUUUGUUUCUAGACAGCUUUGUAGAAAUGCAAUUUUAUACUAAAAUCUGUUCAUUUGUAAGUCAAUACAUUAUAAAAUGGUUGUGUUUAUUCUUUGUAUUAGUUUUGAUUAUUUAUCUCAGUGUAUUUAUUUUUCUUUGCCUAUGUAUUCUGUGCUCACAAAUAGAUGUGUAGCAACUGAAAUGAGAAAUCAUUAUAUCAUUUCAAGUACUACAUUGCCUGCAUUACAAAUGCUCUGAUCAGAGAAUUGUGUAUAACCCUGACCUACAUAUUGCCAUUUGAUUGUCAAGUUACAUUUGUGUCAAAACCAAUUAAUGGUAGUGAUGACCAAGUGAAACAGAAUGUGUACUGCUUUUUCAUAUAAAUAUUUUCACACAAAAAGUAUUUGUGGAGGCAGUUGAAAAUACUACUUUGUUAAGAAAACAA